This is a messenger RNA of Erpetoichthys calabaricus (reedfish), 3922 nucleotides long. RefSeq names its product SWI/SNF related, matrix associated, actin dependent regulator of chromatin, subfamily a, member 1 (gene smarca1). The record is from RefSeq and is a predicted model, not a curated record. Gene Ontology annotation, biological process: regulation of transcription by RNA polymerase II; nucleosome organization. Gene Ontology annotation, cellular component: nucleus; chromatin. The coding region runs from base 145 to 3198 and encodes 1017 amino acids. The transcript has 24 exons. Gene Ontology annotation, molecular function: histone binding; ATP binding; ATP hydrolysis activity. Lineage: Eukaryota; Metazoa; Chordata; Cladistia; Polypteriformes; Polypteridae.
CCGGCGCUCUGCUGGUUCGGGAGCGUCUCGGUGACGUAGAUAUUUAUGUUCAAGUUGGCGGAAAAUAUGUCGGUUCUGUAAGAAAGGCAUAUUUUUCUUAUUGUUGUCAACAAUUACUGUUACAGCAAAAGACAAUCAACCUCCAUGUCGGACAAAGAGGAACCGUGCACAUCACAAGAGGUGGAGUCGGAGGAGAAGGAAGAUCCUCCUUUUCAGCUGAAACUUCCACCAAAGGCUGUUGGCAGACUAGAAGCAGAAGUUGACCCAGAAUAUGAGGAAAAGAGGAAGGCAGACAGAGCAAAUAGGUUUGAAUUUUUGUUGAAGCAAACAGAGCUCUUUGCACAUUUUAUUCAGCCGGCGGCUCAGAAAUCACCCACGUCCCCACUGAAGGUUAAGCUGGGCAGACCAAGAAUCAAGAAAGAUGAAAAACAGAACCUGCUCUCAGUUGGCGAUUAUCGACAUCGACGUACAGAACAGGAGGAAGAUGAGGAGCUGCUUUUGGAAAGCAGAAAGGCUGCAAAUGUUUGUGUGCGAUUUGAAGAAUCACCCUCUUAUGUGAAAAAUGGUGCUUUGAGAGACUAUCAAAUAAGAGGCCUAAACUGGAUGAUUUCUCUCUAUGAAAAUGGUAUCAAUGGGAUUCUAGCAGAUGAAAUGGGGCUUGGAAAGACGCUGCAGACCAUUGCAUUGCUAGGUUAUCUAAAACAUUUUAGAAAUAUCCCUGGGCCUCAUAUGGUCUUAGUUCCAAAGUCAACACUGCAUAACUGGAUGAACGAAUUUAAGCGUUGGGUCCCUUCCUUAAGAGCUGUCUGUCUUAUUGGAGACAAGGAUGCUAGGGCUGCCUUUAUUCGUGAUGUUAUGAUGCCAGGAGAAUGGGAUGUUUGUGUUACUUCAUAUGAAAUGGUAAUCAAAGAAAAGUCUGUCUUUAAGAAGUUCAACUGGAGGUACCUGGUCAUAGAUGAGGCACAUAGGAUAAAGAACGAGAAGUCCAAGCUCUCUGAAAUUGUUCGUGAAUUUAAAACGACAAACAGACUCCUACUAACUGGAACUCCUUUACAGAAUAAUCUACAUGAGCUGUGGUCUCUGCUCAACUUCUUGCUGCCAGAUGUAUUUAAUUCUGCCAAUGAUUUUGACUCAUGGUUUGAUACCAAUAACUGCCUUGGGGAUCAAAAACUUGUAGAAAGACUACAUGUGGUGCUAAGGCCAUUUUUGCUGAGGCGCAUCAAAGCAGAAGUGGAGAAAAGCCUGCCUCCCAAAAAAGAAGUUAAAAUUUACCUUGGGUUCAGUAAAAUGCAGAGAGAAUGGUACACAAAGAUUCUAAUGAAAGACAUAGACAUUUUAAACUCUGCGGGAAAGAUGGAUAAGAUGCGUUUGCUGAAUAUUCUUAUGCAACUUCGCAAGUGCUGCAAUCAUCCUUACCUGUUUGAUGGGGCAGAGCCUGGUCCCCCAUACACCACUGAUACACAUCUGGUCACUAACAGUGGUAAAAUGUUGGCGCUGGACAAGCUUCUUCCCAAAGUUAAAGAGCAGGGCUCCAGGGUACUGAUCUUUAGCCAAAUGACACGUGUUCUGGACAUUUUGGAAGAUUACUGUAUGUGGAGGGGUUUUGAGUAUUGUCGUCUUGAUGGAAAAACCCCACAUGAAGAGCGAGAGGAAGCAAUCGAGGCCUACAAUGCACCAAACAGCUCAAAGUUCAUCUUCAUGUUGAGCACCAGAGCUGGGGGUCUUGGCAUUAACUUGGCCACAGCAGAUGUUGUCAUUUUAUAUGACUCUGACUGGAAUCCGCAAGUAGAUCUGCAAGCAAUGGAUCGUGCUCAUCGUAUUGGACAGAAAAAGCCUGUAAGAGUGUUCCGCCUAAUCACUGAAAACACAGUUGAGGAGAGAAUUGUUGAAAGAGCAGAGAUGAAGCUCAGAUUGGAUUCCAUUGUUAUACAGCAAGGUAGAUUAAUUGAUCAACAAUCCAACAAACUGGGGAAAGAUGAAAUGCUGCAGAUGAUUCGUCAUGGAGCCACUCAUGUUUUUGCUUCAAAGGACAGUGAACUGACAGAUGAAGACAUCAGUACAAUUCUUGAAAGGGGUGCAAAGAAGACUGCUGAGAUGAAUGAGCGCCUAGAGAAGCUGGGAGAGAGCUCUUUGAGAAAUUUUACCAUGGACACAGAAACCAGUCUAUAUAACUUUGAAGGCGAGGACUAUCGGGAGAAACAGAAGCUGUCCAUGAUUGAAUGGAUUGAACCUCCAAAAAGAGAGCGCAAAGCUAAUUAUGCUGUUGAUGCAUACUUCAGAGAAGCACUCCGAGUCAGUGAGCCCAGGGCACCAAAGGCACCAAGACCGCCAAAGCAACCAAAUAUUCAAGAUUUUCAGUUUUUCCCACCACGGUUGUUUGAGCUGCUGGAAAAAGAAAUAUUGUUUUACAGGAAGACUAUUGGAUACAAGGUUCCGAAAAAUCCAGACCUUCCAAAUGCUGUCCAGAUUCAGAAGGAGGAACAAAAAAAGAUUGAUGAUGCAGAGUCUCUAACUCCGGAGGAGACUGAAGAGAAGGAAAAGCUUCUAACCCAAGGUUUUACCAGCUGGAACAAAAGAGACUUCAAUCAGUUCAUAAAAGCCAAUGAAAAGUAUGGUCGGGAUGACAUUGACAACAUUGCUCGUGAAGUGGAGGGGAAGACACCAGAAGAAGUCAUUGAGUAUUCAGCUGUGUUCUGGGAACGCUGCAAUGAGCUUCAGGAUAUUGAAAAAAUAAUGGCUCAGAUUGAGCGUGGAGAAGCGAGGAUACAAAGAAGAAUCAGCAUUAAGAAAGCCCUGGAUGCAAAGAUUGCAAGAUACAAGGCUCCAUUUCACCAACUGAGAAUACAAUAUGGAACCAACAAAGGUAAAAACUACACUGAGGAGGAAGACAGAUUUCUCAUCUGCAUGUUACACAAAAUGGGCUUUGACAAAGAAAAUGUGUAUGAGGAACUCAGACAGUGUGUACGGAAUGCUCCACAGUUCCGCUUCGACUGGUUCAUUAAGUCAAGGACUGCCAUGGAACUCCAGAGACGAUGCAACACUCUCAUCUCUCUAAUUGAAAAGGAGAAUAUGGAAAUUGAAGAGAAAGAACGUGCAGAAAAGAAGAAACGUACACCUAAAACUCCAAUGGCUCAGAAAAGGAAGUCUGAUGUUGCCAUUGAUUCUACUAGUAGAAAAGACAAGAAGCUGAAGCCCUGAAAUAAAUAACCCCAAUGUCCCUUUCAAAUUGAAAACAUUCACAAAAUUCAUUACAGGUUGCAUGUAGUGAUUGCAAGUAUACAACUAAGUCCUUCAGUUCCCUUUUGUAUGGUUUAUCUGGUAGUAGUUGUUUGGAUUUCCCAUGUAGUCCACUUUUAAGUGUUGCAAUCAUCUUUUGUUUUUUUAUGUUAACAUGUCUUGUUAAGUUGUCAGCCAGUGUUUCGAACCAGAGAUCUAUUCUAAUUCAGAGAAAAAACAUAUGACUGGGAAAUAUCAAGUAUUAAUUUGUAAUUUGACAGCUUUGCACAUAUUUUAUCACUGUUUGUAAUAUUAAAACUAAAUGAAUAGUUGAUUACUUUUUUAGUUUCUCUCAAAAUUACAUUUCUCCAUUUGUCUUACUGCUGUUAGGAGUUCAUGUGCCAUUUCUACUUUAUUUGAAAAUUAUUCAUAUUCUUACUUGUAAUUUUUUUUUCUUUUGUAAAACUGAAGAAAAGGCAUGGUGAUAUAAACACAGUGUUCUUUCAUUUAAUGUUACUAGUGCUUUGUCAGAGCCUUUUCUAGUCUUUUCUUUUGUGUCAGCUCUUUUAGUGAAUGCACUUAAGGCUGUGUGCUAAGUUCAUAUAUACAUGUACUAAUGAACUGCACACACUAUUUUCUGUCCGUACUCUUACUGCCUUCUGUUAUAUUUUUUUAAAUACAACAGAAUUUUACAUUUCUAUUGAAA